Molecule: messenger RNA, 2244 nt
Organism: Salpingoeca rosetta
Lineage: Eukaryota; Choanoflagellata; Craspedida; Salpingoecidae
Exons: 4
Coding region: 1-1812 (603 amino acids)
Source: RefSeq, a predicted model, not a curated record
AUGGAGUCGACCAAGCUUGAGUUGCAGCUUGUGCCCGCCCGCGCCAACUCCGGCCACGGUGACAACGAUGCGAGCCAGAGCAAAGGCAACAGUCCAGAGCACCAGCAGCACCAGCAGUACCUGGUUCCAGCCAUCCUGCCGAUGACGAUCCGCCACAGCAGCAGCACGAUGGAAUCUGUCACUCUGAGCACGACGGCAGCACAGCAGGUCAACCCAUAUCUUGGGUUUGAGGAGAAGACGGCGUAUGUCACCUUUCGCCUGAAGCAGUUCAAGACAGAGGCGAGCGUGCGUGUUGAAGACGCACAGCAUGCGUCUUUCCUGCCAGAGGGCCUGUUUACGGUGGUGUUAGCGCAUGUGAUGACGCAUGCACAGCACGGCGCAUCACAGCAGCCCAAGCUGAGCCGCACCCACGCCGUCUGCUUCAUGGAGUCGACCAAACUGGAGUUGCAGCUUGUGCCGGCUGUUGGCGGCAUCAAGAUGAAGAUCAGGAGUGCACAGCCACGCGCCAUGCUACACAUGCUGCACACCAUGAUCAGCGAGGCUGCCAGAGAGCGCUAUCCUGAGCUGAAGAGCAGCCUCCUGCUGCCGUAUGACGACAAGACGCUGCUGUUCUUUGAGGAUGUGCUGCACCACCACAAGAGCAAGCAGGACAUGUGGGUAGACGAACAGCUGCUGCCGCCCGAUGACCUUGUCGCCAAGUAUGGCCGUCUCUUGCCCGUUCUCGGCCUGCAGGACAAGUAUGACGUCUUCAUCAGCUACCGGCAACGCGCCAGCAGUGGGCUGGUGAUGGCGCUGCACCCGCGCUUGGAGCAGCGCAACCUGGUUGCGUUCCUGGACGCCAACAACCUGGAGACGGGCCUCAACUUCAAGCUGUCGUUCAUGACGGCGAUUGGGCUGAGCCUGGUGGCCUGCCCCAUUGUUUCUGCUGCCACCAUCAUGCAGAUGAGGCAGCUGCAGCACAGCGACUACUGCGACAACGUGCUGCUGGAGUGGAUGACGAUGCUGGCGCUGCACGAGCACCAGCGCAAGCACGGAGGGAGAGGUGAGGGGGAGGCCACAGACCUGAUCCGCCUUCGCCGCGUUGUGCCCGUGAUUGUUGGCAGCGCGUGGCACAAUGUGAACGACAGCAGUAUGAGCAGGGCCGAGAUGAGCGAGUACGAUUCGUUUGAUGCCAUGAAGCGGCUGGCCAUGACGCUGCCAGAUGCUGUGAGCAAGCAAACAGCAGCAGCCCUCGAUCAGUAUUUCACACAGGUGCUGCACCUGCCGCCACCCCGCCCACACAAGAGCGUGCGCGAAGCAGUGUGGUCGCUGUUUGACAUUGACGCCGUGACUGCAUUGGAUGCCGGUGUGGACCGCACGUCACAGUUGCGCGACAUUGCGGAGAAAGUGCGCCGGGUCGUCGUCUCUGCCAGGAGCGAGGAGCAAACUGGACGGGGGCCAGCAACUGCUCGUCGAUCCACUCAGUUCUCCCAGCCGAUCCAGCCGUCUGAACCAGCCGCACCACAGCCACCACAAGCGCCCCAGUCACCCUCACCUCAGGAAGCUGGCAUCGUGUUUGAUGCGGAGUUUGAGGAGUGGCUGUCGACCAACAAGCUGCUGCCACACGUGCAAGGCGCACUGCACCAAGUUGGGGCCGCAGACUUUGAUAUGCUGACCGUGCUUGUGGACACGGGCGUGGUUGGUGCCGACAAGCUACAGGAAAUGGGUGUUCGUGCUGGCCCUGCACACCUGUUCAUGCAGCGCUUUGACGAGCAUCGUGCAGCAGCCGAUGUCCAGAACAAGGAGGGCGGUGGCUGCUGUGCCCUCAUGUGACUGCACCGUCGCUUCUGUUGAACUCGUGAACUUUCCGUUACAACUUCACAUUAUGUUACUUUCCGCUGCCGUCCGUUUGCUUUUUCGUACUUUCUGCCUUUCAUGUCUGCUUUCAUCGUUUGUCUUUGGCGCCCCCACGUCUACAAUGGCACGUUGACUUGCCCAACUGGUGUGCAGCGCCGCGUUUCUUUGCGUUCGUGAAGGUUGGAUGCCCUCUCCUUGUGUUGUCUUUGCUGCCACAUGUGAGAAUGCCACAUUCCUGUUGCUUCUUUCCAAACAGUGCAUGUAUGUUACGUUCCACACCCGAGCCUGUGUUUUGUUGCUUUUCGUCUGGCCGUUCACUCCGGUGCUGCUUGCUCUUCUGUGCAUGGGUGUGUGCUGUGUGUGUGUGUGUGUGUGUGUGUGUGUGUGUGUGUGUGUGUGUGUGUGUGU